Prunus armeniaca (apricot) is the source of this 1428-nucleotide messenger RNA. NCBI's taxonomy places the organism in Eukaryota, Viridiplantae, Streptophyta, Magnoliopsida, Rosales, Rosaceae. The record is from the annotation of a GenBank genome assembly.
AUGUAUUUGCUUAUUGUUCAUAUACCGUCUGCCAUAUAUGUUUGGAUUGGUAAGAAUUGUGAGGCCAUCAUGGAAAGGGAUGCAAGAGGGGCUGUUUGUCAGAUUGUUCGGUAUGAGAGAGUGCAAGGUCCAAUAACUAUAAUCAAGGAAGGGGAAGAACCAGCUUACUCUUGGGAUGCUUUCUCAAACAUUUUUCCAUUGAUGGAUAAGUCUGGAAAUGGAGGGGAGGUUGGGGAAUCAACAGUUAAGAUUCAUCCAGGUGAAAGGAAAACAGACGGAUAUAAUGUUGAUUUUGAAAUUUUCCAGAAAGCUAUUAGGGGUAGUUUUGUACCUCCAUUUGCAUCCUCCGAGAAUGAACACGAAACCCAUCUUCCUGCUAGAGAGAGUAGCUGGAGUAUGCUCAGGCGUAAGUUUGCCUCUGGCAAUAUGAAGGAGUUUGUCUUAGCACCCAGGAUAUCCCUCUCCAGGGUCUAUUCAGAUUCUAUGAUGUUAGUUCAUACAGCUAAAAUAAUUCAUCAGCGUCCUUCAUCUUCAUCGUCCUCCUCUUCUUCACCUCUAUAUCUAUCACCAGAUUCCAUAUCUUCUGAAUCAAGCACUAGUUCGAAGUACUUUCAGAAUCCUCUAUGGAUUCUCCCAUCAGCAGCUUCAUGCUCUCUUCCAGUCUCUUCAACAUUGUCAAAUGAUUCUGACAUGUCUCUCCUCUCAUCUAAAUCUUCUGAUCAACCCAUGUCUAAUAGUCCAGAAAACGUUGUUUCCAAUUGUAGUUCACAGUCCUAUUCUCGAUCAACCUCAUUACCAUCCAAAAAGUUAUCUCCUCUUGCAGAGCGCAGAGGUAGUUUGUCUCUCAAGUUGCCUGUGAUGAGUGAUAAGAUGAGGUUGAUGAGUACUUCCUCAAAAUUUCUUUCCACUAAAGAAGAUGGUGUUAGGAUAAAUGACAGUACUUGUUCUGUAGGUCACAUAGAUGAUAUUGACAAGGUAUUAGAGCCAAAGGAUGGUGUUCAAAAGGGAGGAGAAUAUUCAAGACAACAGUGCAACAUAUGCCAGAAGGAACCUUCUUUUAUCAAACAUUCUGCUGAACCUUGGAAAAAUUUCCCUUUGGAAGAAGGUGCAGGAUCAUCUGCCUCAAAGGAGACUGGGGAAAGUUGUCCAGCACAAUGUAAUUUUAUGCAACCUUUUGUAUGCCGCUGGCCCAGUUUAGAGAAGAUUGCUACAUUUGGUGUGAGGGAACUAGAUUCUAAAUCUUCUUUCACUAUUUACUCACCAAAUACAGGUGUUGGAAAAAGUGAAAGACAGUGUUUUGUAUCUUUGGGUAGGAAGAUUUUUCACUGUGGUAAUUUUCCGAUUCAAUUAGAUAGUGGCAGAGAGAGAACUGAUGUAGAAGAGACUGACUGGGAUAUAAAUUUGAGUUUACUUCGACCUAUUUCUUAA